Bemisia tabaci is the source of this 2087-nucleotide messenger RNA. Lineage: Eukaryota; Metazoa; Arthropoda; Insecta; Hemiptera; Aleyrodidae. The record is from RefSeq and is a predicted model, not a curated record.
GUGUUGCCCUCGACGAUACAUAGUAGCAUUCAUGAGCUUCCUAGGAUUCGCUAAUGUUUAUACUCUUAGAGCCAACUUGAGUGUUGCAAUCAUUGCCAUGACCAACAACCACACCAGGACGUUUGGGAAUAAAACAGUCGUGUUUCCUCCUGAAUUCAAUUGGAACAUCGAGACCCAAGGCAUUGUACUAAGUGCAUUUUUUUGGGGCUACAUCGCAACCCAACUGCCAGGUGGUUAUAUAGCGGUUAAAUUUGGCGGUAAGAAGCUGCUUGGUACAGGCGUUGCGGUUACAGCUCUUCUUACAAUUUUAACACCCUUUUUAGCAAGAAAAAAUUUCUAUUUUUUAAUCGCUGCACGUAUUGUAGAAGGUAUCUUUGAGGGUGUGUCAUAUCCAGCGACUCACGGACUGUGGAGUCGAUGGGCCCCACCUGCUGAGCGAUCACGUUUAGUCUCAAUUUCAUUCUCCGGUAGUUACUUUGGUACCGUCAUCGUCAUGCCAUUGUCUGGUCUUUUGUCUGAGUAUUUUGGUUGGCCAUCCAUCUUUUAUACUUAUGGAUUCGCCGCUCUUGUCUGGUGCUUAAUUUGGUUUGUAUUUGUCUCCGAAGCCCCAAAUGAAGACCCAUUUAUUUCGAAUCUAGAAUUGAAUUAUAUUGAAGACUCUAUUGGAAGCCAAGGAUAUAAGGAAGGCAGUAUGCCAUGGAAGUCUAUUCUCUCCUCGGCUCCAGUCUGGGCCAUUGUAGCUGCACACUACACGGAAAAUUGGGGUUUCUACACAAUGCUCACUGAGCUUCCCUCUUACAUGGAAGAUCGGUUCAAUUUUAGUCUAAAGGAUGCAACAGUGCUUGAAGCAUUACCAUAUCUUGUAGCGGGAGUGACUGUUCAAAUUGGAGGUUUUGUUGCAGAUUGGUUAAGGGGCACAGGGCUGAUGACCACGACAACGGUGCGAAAAGCAUUUAUUGUUUGGGGUUUUCUUGGACAGGCAUGCUUCCUAACAAGUGCAGCUCAUUCAGACAACCCAAUUUCAUUCAUUACCAAAAUCAGUUGUGGUGUUGCUUGUGCUAAGAUUGCCUGGACUGGAAUCGGAGUUAAUCACCUGGAUAUCGCUCCACCAUACGCUGGUGUGCUCAUGGGUAUUUCCAACACCAUCGGAACUCUCGCUGGAAUUAUCACACCUUCCCUUUCAGGAUAUCUUGUCCACAGUGAUCAUUCAAUAAUGGGGUGGCGUAGAGUAUUCUACAUCUCUGCAGGGACACAUGUUGUAGGCGCUUUCAUUUAUUACUGCUUGGGCUCAGGAAAAAUUCAGUCAUGGGCAAUGCAAGAACCGUGCAUUGAGGAUGAUGAUGAAAAUGACAACGAUUCUACUCGGUUACAAGUACCGUACCUUGAGGAUGAUGAUGAAAAUGACAACGAUUCCACUCGGUUAAUUCAAUCAGUAAUAAGAUAAGUGCGCCUCAGUCCAUGAGUUCAAACUUCUUCAUUAUUUCUUUAAAAAUUCCUUUAUUGGUCAAAAACUGUCCAACUUCUUUUAUUUUUAAACUUGAAAAAGCCCACUAAUUAUUCUGUACAGAGCUGUAACCAAGUGUUCUCUUACCACUAAAGCUCCAUUUUUUGGUCAAAAAUUUGUAAGUAGACUUCAAUACUCUAAAUCUUAUGUACGUUCUUCAUGUUGGAGUUUUGUAUUCUGUGGAAUUUGAUGAAGUUUGUUGUUCUUUUAAAUUAUUACCCAUUGUAAGUUAAUUUAAAGCAUAUUAUUCGCCUAUGUGUGUUGCAUUAUGUCUGAAACAUAUUUUCUAGACUUCUUAAAAUUCCUGGUUUGCUGAACUAAGUGUGUCAGUCUAAUUAAUAUUUUCUUUUAUGUUCAAGUAAUAUUUCUCUGUAUCAGUGAAAAAUAUCUCAAAUAUUAAUCAUUAAACAAUUUUCUAAGAAUUAUCUUUCAUAUUGUUAGUUAUCUAGAGUUUAUUUGAAAAGAAAUAGGUAGCAGGAAAAAAAGCAAAUAUCAUCUUUUCAAUAUCCAGGUUUUUUAGCGAUUUAUGCUGCUGUCCAUUCACAUUUGCAAUAGACAAUAAAUUCUCCUCUAAAUCUCUCCA